AUGUCUAAUUCUUGCCCUUUCCAUAAGAUUGUAUUCGGACUUGCGAUCCCGGUGAAACUAGGACCGAUGCAGACCAUAGGGAUGGGUUGGAAUUUCCAAUUUCAGUAUACCGAACCCACAAACAUCACCCAGCUGCAGACCUACCCGCCCGUAGUGUCCGCACGUUCCAGGGACAAAAGGGAAAUGCAGGAGAGCGAUCGCGCCCUAUUUUACUCCGGCUUGGAGGGCGUACUAAAUAGCGAAGGAAUAGACGGCAGGGCAUGCAUCUUGAGAAGUAUUUGCGAGAAUGCAGCAGAUAGUACGUUCCAUGAAGCUAAUGGCCUCUAUGGGCAUCUAAUCCAUAUUGCAUUGACACCUGACUACGGUGACGGAGAAGUAGAUCCACAGCUGAAUCCUAUUUACUACGAAGCACAAAAGGCUGGAGAGUAUGGUGUUGAGUGUGAUACCUUAUACCCUGACUGUAACUGUAGAAAUGGAUUUCUAGACUUGUUUUCAGUUGUAGAAGAGGACUUACAAAAAUAUACUGAAUUUAAAUAA
This is a messenger RNA of Anoplophora glabripennis (Asian longhorned beetle), 537 nucleotides long. RefSeq lists its product as uncharacterized. The record is from RefSeq and is a predicted model, not a curated record. The transcript is spliced from 3 exons. The coding region runs from base 1 to 537 and encodes 178 amino acids. Lineage: Eukaryota; Metazoa; Arthropoda; Insecta; Coleoptera; Cerambycidae.